Molecule: messenger RNA, 1508 nt
Organism: Drosophila ficusphila
Lineage: Eukaryota; Metazoa; Arthropoda; Insecta; Diptera; Drosophilidae
Gene: snk
Product: serine protease snake
Exons: 5
Coding region: 90-1406 (438 amino acids)
Biological process (GO): proteolysis
Molecular function (GO): serine-type endopeptidase activity
Source: RefSeq, a predicted model, not a curated record
GGUACUUUGGCGUUUCCCCGAUUCCGGUUUUUUCAUUGAAACUUCUUAUUUGGAAUAAGCCUUCAAAAACAAACUAUGAAGCAAACUAAAUGUCUAUAAAUAGAAUGAUAAUAAAUUCGAAUAUACAUCUUCAAUUGACAUUCUUGCAUUUGAUAUUAAACCCCCAACGUCUUUUGGCUCUCGAUGCCCUGGAAAUAAUAAACUACCAAACCACCAAGUUCACAUUUCCUGAACUCUGGGAAGAGCAGCCGGUGGCUCCCACAAGAGAGGAUGUAGAUGAUCAGAAUGUUGAGGCGGAGGAAAGCUAUUUAAAGUUCGGCGACGACAGCGAGGUGAGGAGUUCUGUUCACGAAGGACUUCACGAAGGAUCCUUUUGCCGGCGAAGUUUCGAUGGAAGGAGUGGCUAUUGCAUCCUGGCCUACCAGUGUCUCCAUGUCAUUCGGGAAUACCGAGUGCAUGGCACCCGCAUCGAUAUCUGCACCCAUCGGAACAAUGUGCCCGUGAUUUGUUGUCCUUUGGCUGACAAGCAUGUCCUUUCACAGCGGAUAAGUGCCACCAAAUGCCAGGAAUACAAUGCAGCCACCAGAAGACUUCAAUUGGCGGACACCGGAAGGAUCUUCUCCGGAAAGCAGUGCGUGCCGAGUGUUCCCUUGAUUGUGGGUGGAACUCCCACCAGACACGGAUUAUUCCCCCACAUGGCCGCCUUGGGAUGGACGCAGGGAAGUGGCAGCAAGGAAGUGGACAUCAAGUGGGGCUGCGGUGGAGCCCUGGUUAGUGAGCUGUACGUCCUGACCGCCGCCCAUUGUGCCACCUCGGGUAGCAAACCACCGGAUAUGGUGAGAUUGGGAGCACGCCAGUUGAAUGAAACCAGCUCUGCCCAGCAGGACAUCAAGAUCCUGAUUAUCGUGCUGCAUCCGAAAUAUCGAUCCUCUGCCUAUUACCAUGAUAUUGCGCUGCUCAAGUUGACCAGGAGGGCCAGGUUUUCCGAUCAGGUUCGUCCUGCCUGCUUGUGGCAACUUCCUGAGCUCCGAAUUCCCACUGUUGUGGCAGCCGGAUGGGGACGCACCGAGUUCCUGGGCGCCAAGUCGAACAUCCUGCGACAGGUGGACUUGGAUGUGAUUCCCCAGAAGCGCUGCAAGGAAAUCUAUCGGAAGGAGCGACGCCUGCCGAGGGGAAUCAUCGAGGGUCAGUUCUGUGCUGGGUAUUUGCCGGGAGGCAAGGACACCUGCCAGGGGGAUUCCGGUGGUCCCAUCCAUGCUGUCCUGCCGGAGCACAAUUGCGUGGCCUUCGUGGUGGGCAUCACCUCCUUCGGAAAGUUCUGUGCAGCUCCGAAUGCUCCGGGUGUUUAUACCAGGAUAUAUAGCUACUUGGAUUGGAUUGAGAAGAUUGCCUUCAAGCAGCAUUGACACUUUAAUUUUAUUUAUCUAAUUUAUUUUAAUCAUAGCUAAGAUCACUUUAUUUUUUUACAUUCGCUUUAAAAACUGUUUAAGCAAACAUCUGUAACACUU